Trichoderma citrinoviride is the source of this 633-nucleotide messenger RNA. RefSeq lists its product as hypothetical. The transcript is spliced from 2 exons. The record is from RefSeq and is a predicted model, not a curated record. Bases 1 to 633 code for a protein of 210 amino acids. NCBI's taxonomy places the organism in Eukaryota, Fungi, Ascomycota, Sordariomycetes, Hypocreales, Hypocreaceae.
AUGGGUCUCCUGUCUUCCUAUGCCUCGGACAAACACGUCCAAGUGUACGCCCUUCCCACGGGGUGGGUACACCUCCCCGACAGAUGGAUCUGGCAAGACGGCGACGACGACAUUAUCAAGUCUCGACAGCGUCUCCCCGACUACAGCUUCCUCGUGUGCCAUCCCUCGGGGAAGAACAUCUUGUUCGGCGCCGGCCUGCCAAAGACGUCUCUCGGUCCCUUUUCGCAUGCGCAUGAUUUCUUCGGCGACGGCAGCUUCUACAUCGUCGACACGCCGGGACAUCUGCCCGGCCACGUCACCGGCUUGGCCCAGACCGGACCCGACGAAUGGGUCAUGUUGGGCGGCGAUUGCUGCCACGCGCGCAGCCUGCUCGAUGGGAGCCGCCCGCUCAGUCUAGAUGGAUGUCCGGGCGGAACCAGCCUGCACGUAGACACAGAUGAGGCGAUCAAGUCUAUGGAAAGGCUCCGGAAGCUGGACCAGGACGAUACCGUUUUCGUAGCGCUUUCGCACGACGCCACGCUGGAGGGGAAAAUGCCCGAGUAUCCCACAGCAUUAAACGGAUGGCGAGAGUCUUCGUGGUGGGAAUCCAUCAAGAGGGAGAGGACACAAGCACUAAUACGCCCUGCAGCAUGA